Polyodon spathula (Mississippi paddlefish) is the source of this 2083-nucleotide messenger RNA. RefSeq names its product prolyl 4-hydroxylase subunit alpha-2-like. Gene Ontology annotation, biological process: peptidyl-proline hydroxylation to 4-hydroxy-L-proline. Lineage: Eukaryota; Metazoa; Chordata; Actinopteri; Acipenseriformes; Polyodontidae. Gene Ontology annotation, molecular function: L-ascorbic acid binding; iron ion binding; protein binding. Bases 199 to 1809 code for a protein of 536 amino acids. The transcript has 15 exons. The record is from RefSeq and is a predicted model, not a curated record. Gene Ontology annotation, cellular component: endoplasmic reticulum.
GGGCCGAGCGCUGGCGGGUCAGUUAAACACACCCUCCCCGCCCCCCAGACAUUACACAUAAAUUGCGGGUUACUUUAGGGGGAAGUAUUUCCCUGCGUGGCGAGUAGCAAAGAAAUCAGUUAAAAAGCCGAUAUUACCAGAGAAAGUUCCAGCUACCAGUACCGUGCACUGGAAAGAGAGGAUUGCACCAGUGUGAAGAUGAUGAAGUUCUGGUUAUUGUCUCUCCUCAUUCAGAGUUGGUGGAGUAGGUGUGCUGAGGCCGAAAUCUUCACCUCAAUAGGUCAGAUGACGGACUUGAUUUUCACAGAAAAAGAGCUUGUGCAAUCCCUGAAGGAAUACAUCCGGAAAGAGGAAUCCAGAUUGGUUCAGAUUAAAAGUUGGGCCUCCAAGUUGGAUGAUCUGACCCACACCUCGACUGUUGAUCCCGAGGGCUAUCUGUCCCAUCCUGUCAAUGCCUACAAGUUAGUGAAGCGCAUGAACACCGAGUGGGCGCAGCUGGAGAGCCUUGUCCUGCAAGACCCUGCUGAGGGUUUCAUUUCUAAUAUGUCUGUGCAGCGGCAGUUCUUCCCAGGCGAGGAGGAUAAGAAAGGAGCAGCAAAAGCUCUAAUGCGACUGCAGGACACCUAUAAGCUGGACUCUGAGAGCAUCUCCAAAGGCAGGCUGCCAGGCAUGACGUUCAACGCCCUCCUGAGUGUGGAUGACUGUUAUGACAUGGGGAAGACGGCCUACAAUGACCAUGAUUACUACCACACCGUCCUGUGGAUGCAGCAGGCCCUGAAGCAGCUCGAUGAAGGAGAGGAAGCUGUCGUUUCCAAGCCUGAUGUCCUUGACUAUCUCAGCUACUCGGUUUACCAGAUGGGUGACCUGCCUCGAGCCAUUCAGCUCACAAGGCGCCUGCUUGCAGUCGAUCCGACUCAUCAGAGAGGAGGAGGAAACCUGCGUUAUUUUGAGAGGCUGCUAGGAAAGGAGAUGAGGGAGAGCAACACUGAGCAGCCCCCAGUCAGAGAGGAACCUACAGAGUUCAGAACCUACGAGAGGCCUGUCGGUCACCUGCCUGAUAGAGAUAUCUAUGAAGCGCUUUGCAGAGAAGAGGGAGUGAAAAUGACUACAGAGAGGCAGAAGAAGCUGUUCUGCAGGUAUCACGAUGGGAACAGGAACCCCAGACUGCUCCUCGCUCCUGUGAAGGAAGAGGACGAGUGGGACAGCCCGCGCAUCGUGAGAUACCUGGACGUACUCUCAGACACAGAGAUCGAGAGGAUCAAGGAAAUAUCAAAACCCCGGCUGGCACGAGCUACGGUACGGGAUCCAAAGUCAGGCGUUCUUACGGUAGCCGAUUACAGAGUAUCCAAAAGUACCUGGCUGGCAGCAGAAGAUGACCCUGUGGUUGCCCGUGUGAACCAGAGAAUAGAAGAUAUAACAGGCUUGACCGUGGAAACAGCAGAACUGCUUCAGGUGGCUAACUAUGGGGUUGGAGGACAGUAUGAGCCUCAUUAUGAUUUCUCAAGAAGAGAUGAACCUGAGGCUUUCAAAUCCUUAGGCACUGGAAAUCGUGUGGCUACUUUUUUAAAUUAUAUGAGUGAUGUGCAAGCUGGAGGGGCGACGGUGUUCCCAGAUUUUGGAGCUGUAGUCAAAUCCAGAAAGGGUACUGCUGUGUUUUGGUACAACCUUCUCAGAAGUGGGGAAGGCGAUUACAGGACCAAACAUGCAGCCUGUCCAGUAUUAGUAGGGAGUAAAUGGGUUUCAAACAAAUGGUUUCAUGAAAGAGGGCAGGAGUUCCGGAGACCAUGUGGCUUGACAGAAGUCGACUGAAGAUCUCCUGUUCUUGCUGCUGCUGUGCUCUUGGGUCCCUCCCUGAACAUCCUUUUUCAUUCACAAGAGUUCACGCUGUCCAGAUUAUUUUGCAGGUGCUCAUUUUACCAUCCUAAAGUUUAGGAUUUUUUUUUUCUUUUUUCAAAUAAAUAAUAGAUUUUUUUAACACACGUGUCGAUAAAUUGUUAAAUAAAAGUGUCUGUUUUCUUGGAAAUAUUGGUGGGGGGGUUUGUUUGUAUGUUGAAAUAAAUUAUACGGAUUAAAGAAAUAAAAU